Cylindrotheca closterium is the source of this 1044-nucleotide messenger RNA. Lineage: Eukaryota; Bacillariophyta; Bacillariophyceae; Bacillariales; Bacillariaceae. The record is from the annotation of a GenBank genome assembly.
AUGGCUCCUUCUAGGGCAUCAACGUUUUGGGGUGUCUCUUCAUCCGUCGCAUUCAUAUUGAUUCUUGCAGCAGCAUCAUCUACUGCCGUUUCGGCUUUGCUACAUCCUCAAAAAUCGUCGUCAUCAUCAUCGUCAGCCUCCACAACAAAUGAAGGCGGAUCAAAAAAAGGGGACGGCGCCACGUGCAAAGAAGAAUCAUUUCCAAACAUGAUGAAACAACACUUUGCAUCCAUUGGGUCCACGCAAGACGAAGCCCGCCGGAUAGUGACCGACACUUUGAUGGACGACCAAACCACCACCAACAUGGUCUGCGUCACAGCCACGGAACAAACCAAUGGCCGAGGGACUUCCGGGCGAGCUUGGAUGGGCGCACGGGGGAAUACGUUUGUGACCAUUGCCAUUCCACAACAACGCUGGAUGGACCACAAACAUCUUCCAUUGACCUUGUUGCCCCUCACUGUUGGAAUCCUUGUCGCCGAGCGGGUUCAGGCGCUGAUGGAUGCAUGCUUAUUGGAGCGGUCCAAUAAUAAUCAACCAAUGUCAUCAUCAUCAUUGUCGUCGUCUCGUCCCAAAGUGACACUCAAGUGGCCCAAUGACGUCCUGGUCAAUGAAGACAAGAUUGCUGGAAUUCUCAUCGAAUCGACCACAACCGGUUGGUUCUUGAUUGGUAUUGGGGUCAAUUUAGGAUAUGCUCCUCCAGUACCGACAGAUGGACCCAACCAUGGCCGUACUUCGACCAGUCUUUCGAAUCAUUGCACACCUCCUAGUACUCAGGAAACGACGACCUGGGAAGACAUGGCCCACCAAGUCGGGGUGGAUUUGGCGAAAAACCUGAAUGCCUUUUUGGACAAUCCACCAAUGCUUUCAAAUGCCAUUGUGAACGAAUGGAAGCAAUGGGCCGAUUUCAACAUGGAAUUGGUCAUGAGGGACACUCCGAAACGCGAACGAGUCAAGCUGGUGGAUAUGCUUCCAGACGGGCGAAUUCAAGUUGUGGGGCUGGACGAUGGCACUUCGCGAGUGCUAGUAGCAGAUUAUUUUAUAUAG